Aspergillus tanneri is the source of this 246-nucleotide messenger RNA. RefSeq lists its product as uncharacterized. The coding region runs from base 1 to 246 and encodes 81 amino acids. Lineage: Eukaryota; Fungi; Ascomycota; Eurotiomycetes; Eurotiales; Aspergillaceae. The transcript has a single exon. The record is from RefSeq and is a predicted model, not a curated record.
AUGCACGACAUGCCGUCCAAAUUCAUCGAGAUCCUCUACCCCGAAGAUUCCGCACAGUUGAAAUUCAGCGACUCAGACGUGCGACUGGAAGAUGUACUUGCGUCCCACGAAGCGCUCGUUAGCCGACCGCGUUCCUCUACCCAGUCAUCCUUGAAGGCAAGCAUCGAAAAGGAUCGAGAGUCCUCGUCUUCGCCGCCGCAGCGCUGGAAACGGCUGAGCAAUAUUCUUAUUCCGAAGAAGAAUUAA